UGCUGCUGCGACUCGAUCGUGCGCCCGCUGCGUCCCAGAGCCACCGCUCACCGCCACCAUGGAGCUGCGGCCGCAUCUCGGGGCCACCUGUUUGCUGGGCUUCAGUUUCCUGCUCCUCCUGACCCCUUCUGAUGGACACACUGCGCUUGGAAACGGCUUUGGAGAUCACAUUCAUUGGCGGACUCUUGAAGAUGGGAAGAGAGAAGCUGCUGCCAGUGGAUUGCCUCUGAUGGUGAUUAUUCAUAAAUCCUGGUGUGGAGCUUGCAAAGCUUUAAAGCCAAAAUUUGCAGAAUCUACUGAAAUUUCAGAGCUUUCCCAUAAUUUUGUUAUGGUAAAUCUUGAGGAUGAAGAAGAGCCCAAGGACGAAGAUUUCAGCCCUGAUGGAGGUUAUAUUCCACGAAUCCUUUUCCUGGAUCCCAGUGGCAAGGUGCGUCCUGAAAUCAUCAAUGCAAGUGGAAACCCCAGCUACAAGUAUUUCUAUAUCAGUGCUGAGCAAGUUGUUCAGGGGAUGAAGGAAGCUCAGGAAAGACUGACGGGCGAUGCCUUUAGAGAGAAACAUCUGGAAGAUGAGUUGUAAGGUGAACAAGUCACUUGAUUUGUUGGUUAAUGAUCUGGAAGGUGUGCAGCAGGGAAGGGCACGUUGAAGAAUCCCUGGAGAAGGGGCUCUCCCCGAGGAAGAGCGGCCCUCUGAGUGGCCUGCAGGAGUUUGCCUUCAGCAGAUGGAGGCAGAUUCCCUCACCUGCUCCCUCACCUAAUGUUUAAUUUUCUUGAAUAUAAAGAAAGACCCCCGUGUUUUUUGUUUGUUUCUUUUUUCUUUUUCACAUAAAAUGAGCCAUCUGGAGGUUUAUUCCUCACACUUGUCUUUCAAAUAAUUCACCUUUGUGGUGAAAGGAAACCAGUACUAUCUUUUCUACAACAUUUAAAAUGGUGGCAUAAAUAGCUUGAUUUUCACACCAGAAACUUUCUGUAAAUCAAUUCUCACCGUGCACCAAGGAGAUAUCUCCGACCUGUUUCUUCUCUCGGCCUGGGAAAUAAUUUUGGACUGACUGCCCAAUUCCUUGCCGCUUCCUCCAUUUCCUGCUUGAGUAUCCCGAAUAUUCCUAUGUGCAGGGACUGCUGUGUGCUUGGACUCGGCCCUCGCUGGGAGCACGCUUUCCCGUGACUGUUGGAGUCUCAAGCCUUCAAGCCCUAGGUGAAGCCUUUUUUGUCGAGUCAUCAAUUGUAUUUUUAUACUGGGGUUAACAGCGAAAAAAAUUGUAACUUUAAUAAAACUUUAAAAGUU
Messenger RNA from Suncus etruscus (white-toothed pygmy shrew), 1282 nucleotides. It is a transcript of the gene TXNDC12, whose product is annotated as thioredoxin domain containing 12. Gene Ontology annotation, cellular component: endoplasmic reticulum. The transcript has 7 exons. NCBI's taxonomy places the organism in Eukaryota, Metazoa, Chordata, Mammalia, Eulipotyphla, Soricidae. The coding region runs from base 59 to 577 and encodes 172 amino acids. The record is from RefSeq and is a predicted model, not a curated record.